GAUGCUGCUCUGGGUGUUCUUCCUCGUGACACUCACCCUCAGCAGCAGCUCCCACGGCUCCCCGCCCUCCCAGCCCCUCAGGAUGCCAAGGUACGCAGACGCCAUCUUCACCAACAGCUACCGGAAGGUGCUGGCCCAGCUGUCUGCCCGCAAGCUUCUCCAGGACAUCAUGAGCAGGCAGCAGGGAGAGAGAAACCAGGAGCAAGGAGCAAAGGUACGGCUUGGCCGUCAGGUGGACAGCAUGUGGGCAGACCAAAAGCAGAUGGCAUUGGAGAACAUCCUGGUGACCCUGCUGCAGGAGCACAGGUGGGAAUACGUGUGUAUGUGUGUGUGUAUGCGUGCAUGUGCUUGUGUGCAUGUGUGUGUGUGUGUGUGUGUGUGUGUGUGUGUGUGUUUAGGGACCUCAGAGGUUUCUUUCCCAGAGCGUGGGCUGGAAAAGGAAAGAAACUCCUCAUCUCCAAAGGUGUGGGGCUCUACCAAGCAAACUGGGAAUGGGGUCCCUCCUUCCACACAUCAAGAACCGGAAGAAGGGGAGAAAAUGUGCGACAGAGACUGGUCUUGUCCACUGCUCUAUCUCCAGUGUGUAGCCAGAGGCCAGGCUCGGUGUCUGUGUCCAGAAAUGUUACUCAACAGUUCUGGGAUAGGAUCCAGGAAUCUAAAUCAUCUUAACAAGGGUCCCAGGGGACUCUGAUGCUGAUGUAGUAGGAG
Aethalodelphis obliquidens (Pacific white-sided dolphin) is the source of this 708-nucleotide messenger RNA. It is a transcript of the gene GHRH, whose product is annotated as growth hormone releasing hormone. Gene Ontology annotation, molecular function: peptide hormone receptor binding; neuropeptide hormone activity; growth hormone-releasing hormone receptor binding. Gene Ontology annotation, cellular component: perikaryon; terminal bouton; extracellular region. NCBI's taxonomy places the organism in Eukaryota, Metazoa, Chordata, Mammalia, Artiodactyla, Delphinidae. The record is from RefSeq and is a predicted model, not a curated record. Gene Ontology annotation, biological process: regulation of protein localization; adenylate cyclase-activating G protein-coupled receptor signaling pathway; growth hormone secretion. The coding region runs from base 2 to 691 and encodes 229 amino acids. The transcript is spliced from 3 exons.